Molecule: messenger RNA, 1023 nt
Organism: Entrophospora sp. SA101
Lineage: Eukaryota; Fungi; Glomeromycota; Glomeromycetes; Entrophosporales; Entrophosporaceae
Source: the annotation of a GenBank genome assembly
AUGACUUCUGAAUCUUCUAAACCAAGUAUACUUGUUCUUGGUGGAUUAGGUUUCAUUGGUAGAAAUUUUAUCACAUAUUUGGUUGAGAAUGAACUUGCUUCCGAGAUAAAAGUCGUCGAUAAAGUCUUGACAGAAACUGCUGGUUUAAACACUAAACAGGAAGAGGCGUAUCAAAAAGUUGAAGUCUUACAAAGGAAUUUGGCUAAUCCUACGAUCAUCGAAUCUAUAUUUAAACGAAAGGAUGGGAGUUCAUAUGAUUAUGUGUUCAAUUUAGCAGCUGAAACAAAAUAUUCACAAAAUGAACGAAUUUAUGAAGAGCGCAUUUUUAAUUUAUCAGUUCGUAAUGCAAAAGAAGCUGCCAAGUGUCGAGUUAAAGUUUUUGUAGAAGUUUCAACUGCUGAAAUUUAUCAUGGUGACAGAAAUCCAAGCAAAGAAGAUGAAAAAAUAAAACCAUGGACAGCUAUUGCAAAAUAUAAACAUAAAGCUGAAGAAGAAUUAAAAAAAAUUGAAGGUCUUAAUCUUGUAAUUUUACGACCUGCUAUAGUUUAUGGACCCGGUGCAACAAUUGGAAUAAAAAUGAAGUUUUUAUGGAGUAAAGAUUUGAAAAUCAAUACAGUUCAUGUGCUUGAUGUUUCUCGUGCUAUGUGGCAUAUUGCUGAAUGGUAUCAAGCUAAUGAAAAAGCCGGUAAAGGAACUCUAAUUUAUAAUUUGGCUGAUAUGGGCAACACUGAUCAAGAAAAAAUUAAUAAGCUAAUUAGUAUUAUGUUCAAUAUUCAAACUGAAAGUAAUGAAAAACAUAUGCGGCCUUGGUCUGAACUAUUAAAGAAAAAUAAAAUCAGAAAUACCCCACUUAGUCCUUAUCUAGACAAAGAACUUUUAUAUAAUAAUUCUUUGUCAGUUGAUGGCAAGAAAAUUGUCAAUGAGACCGGAUUCAAUUAUGAGAUUCCGGAAGUUACAGAUGUAAAACUUCAAGAAAUUGUUGAUGAUUUUAUUAAUUUAAAUUUAUGGCCGGCAAAGGAUUAA